UUAGCAUUUCUUUGGCUUCAUUUACAGUAAUGUUGUUGAAUAUUCCUUGCAAUAUUUGGAGCCAUAGUUGUAUUUAAUCUACCUUACUUGAUUAGAAAAAUCUGCCUUACUUAGUACCUACCCAAAAUAAUCUAGAAUUUCAGCUCAAUUAGUGCCAAAAAUAGAGUUUGAUUAGUGAAAUACGCAAGCUAGCUCUCAGUCAACAAAGGCAUAUUGUAGUCCGAGCUCAAGACUUUUGCUGUGAUACAUGUGAAAUCACCAAUCGUAAUCUGAAUUUAGUUCAAAGCAGAGACAGGUCUUCUUCAAGCCCAAAUGAAGCUCCCAAAGUCCAAAACUCUAUGUAUUAUCAAAAGGGUGAAAGGGGGGAGGAUUUGAAGGGCUUCAAAACAAUAGGAUUUAGCCCACCUACGGCUUUGGGAGGAAAGGAGAAAGCUGUUAAUAUAUUUCACUCAAAAUCAAUGAAUGAUGAAAUGGGCAAAAGUGGCAUCUUAACCCAUUUUCAGAUGAUUUCCCAAUUCCAGGAAGUGGGUCAGUCUAAACUGCAUUCACAAGACAAAGGCAAAAGUGGGUCUUCGAUAAUUCAUGGUAUGGUCCGCUGCAAUGAUCCUCAUGCAGUUGCUCCUGUUUUUCGCCAAGGCUCCUUGCCUGAAAGUAAUCCAUUGCUUUUGAUCUUUGCCAAUCAUUUUGAUUCUGUUUUGGUUUUUAUAUGAAAAAUCUAUUCUCAAUAGCCCUUUUAAGUUCACAAAUUGAUGGUUCCAAAGUCCCAGAAAUGGCCUUGCUUUUUCCCCAAAUGAAUCAAAGUAGUAAUGACCAAGAUUGAAUCGGACAUAUGCAUGCAUGUCUGUCGAAAAACAUGGUGCAUGCCGCAGAUAUAUUCUGAUUGCCCGACUGGAGAAUGGAGAUAGAAGAAGGGAGAUCGUGCGAGUGAAAGAGAGAGAUUCUCCCAUCAAUUGUUAGCAAAUCCAUGCACCAAAAUUUACAGAGGAGAUCCCUUUUCCACCAGAGAAAGAUACCCUGCAUCAUCAUCAUCAUCAUGGCUUUUGUCUUGGCUUGCUUAGAUACAAGGUGCCACCAGAGAGAGAGAGAGAGAGAGAGAGAGAGAUGGAAUGGGGUGCUGUGCCUGGAGGGGAGAGUAACAAGAAACUAAAACUCAUGCAAGAUGAUGGUUCAAGUAGUUCUUCAGCAGGAAAGACAUCGAAGUUGGAGGCCCUAACGAAAGAGCUUGAGCAGAAAAAUUGUAAGAUUCAAGAGCUAAAGAGACAAAUUGAAGCAACUAAACAUCGUCUGGAAGGAAAGAAAAAAGUUCCAGAGGAGCAAAUGGAAGUGCUGAAGAGCUUGAUCAAGAAAUAUAAUAGCAUAAGAGAGGAACAUGAAGCAUUGUUGGCCAACAAGUCUAGGAAUAUAUAUUAUAAGUAAACAAAGGCAGCCAUGCAUCUUAGUUAGCUCCAAUCUAAUUAAGGAUCGAUGCUGAUCCAAUGUUUUUCAUAAACUUGGUUGCAAAAAUUAGUGGAUGUUAUGUGAGGAAAUAUCAAUAUAUGAUGCUAAUCCCUGCA
This is a messenger RNA of Carya illinoinensis, 1553 nucleotides long. RefSeq lists its product as uncharacterized. The record is from RefSeq and is a predicted model, not a curated record. The transcript has 4 exons. The coding region runs from base 1102 to 1416 and encodes 104 amino acids. NCBI's taxonomy places the organism in Eukaryota, Viridiplantae, Streptophyta, Magnoliopsida, Fagales, Juglandaceae.